This is a messenger RNA of Physcomitrium patens, 1667 nucleotides long. RefSeq lists its product as uncharacterized. Lineage: Eukaryota; Viridiplantae; Streptophyta; Bryopsida; Funariales; Funariaceae. The record is from RefSeq and is a predicted model, not a curated record.
GAGUUGGGUGUCGGUUGGAUGGUGGUUUCUUGCUGGUUUCAUUGUUUGGAGUUGCGUGGAUGGAAUUUGGGUUUUGUUUGGGAGAAUGGAAAGAGUAGGAGGAGGGAGAUGUUGACGUAUAGGGGCUUUGCAUGGAGCUGUGAAGAAUUCGGCAUUGAAACGGAGGUUGAGUGAUGAUUUUGCACGUUCUGAGCAAUUGCAUUAGUUUUCUUGUCAAUGAUAGUUAGAUGAGAUUCUUUAGGGGUGCUGGGGUAGUUUUUUGUUCUGAAAAUGGAUGCUCGAUUUGGGAUCAACAACAAUGACUUGACAAAGAGUGUGUGAAGUUUUACGUCUGCAGCUGCUAUGGCGAGUAACAGAAUCCGAGUUCUCGUCGUGGGUUGCAGCAGUGGAGUAGGCCUCGAGGUGGUAAAAACGCUACUGACAGAAGGAGAUAGGCUUCAAGUUUUUGGACUGGUACGGAAUCAACGGAGGGCAGCUAAAGCUCUUGAUUAUGGGUCAUCAAGAGUGCACUUCAUUCAUGGCAAUGUCACGAAGCCGGAGACUCUUGUGCCAGCCUGCCAAGGAAUGGACGCAGUUGUUUGCACUGUAAGGGCUAGAGCAGGUUGUCGUCUACCUUGUUGGAACAGGGACAGUCCACGAUGUGUGGAAUAUGAAGGCGUCAAGGACUUGGCUGAAGCAGCUGCUUCUGUUGGGGUCCCAAAAUUUGUGCUGGUCUCUGCUGCGGGAGUGACAACGACAUGUGGUGGAGAAUUUUGCCUAAACAUAUUUCAUGGACGUGCCCUUCACUGGAAACUUCUGGGAGAAGAAGCUCUAAGAAGAUCGUACAAGCACGGAGGACUUAGAGAUUUAUCAUACUACAUUAUCAGGCCUGGGCGGCUGAGUAACAAUUUGGGUGGCCUUCUUGGAUGCUCAUUUGAACAAGGUGAUCAAGGUAGGGGAUCUAUAACUCGGAUUGAUGUCGCAGCCAUCGUGGUGGCUUGUAUUGAUGGUCACUGCAUACCAAAUGUCACAUUUGAAGCCUUCAACAACAAAAACAAGCUUGCACCUGCGGAGGAUCUUAACAAGUUUUACUUUUUAGACCCAGAUGAGCCAGUGGCAGAAGGGGCAGAGAUUACUAGCCGGCUUUUGCCCUGAGUCUUGCUCUUUGUUCUCAUGUACUUUAUGCUACAUACUGGUCGCUCUACAUAUCACUAUAGAGGUCCUUUCAGCUCAGACUGUAGGUUGCAGAGACGUCCUUCAACUGAAUAUGUAUACAGGAUUGAUAUAUUCAGGAAAAGCAUUUUAGAGGAAUCUUCGAUUUUAUGCUCGGAUUAGAUGCAACCUGUAGUGAACUCAUGAGCAGGUUCUAGUUUGUGAGGAGAAGCACCCAAGAGCCCGCUACUAAGCUGUGGUACAAAAGCUGUAGAGCGUCAUCUCUGCUACAUUCAGGAUGUCCUAAUAGGCGAGGCAAAUUGUGUGUUCUUCUACGUGGUAUGAGGGCGUAAGUUGUUUGGACCAGUGAAAACUGUUUAUCACUUUUGCUGAGCAGUGUACACUCAGCACAUUAACCGGGGAUUACUCUGAUUACCAAGAACAAGUUAGUGAUGAUUUGACAGUCACAAAUUAAUGGUGAGGCUAAUAAAUAUCUUCUAAGGUUACCAUAAAUGGACUCAGGAUGUUUUUCUUUC